This is a messenger RNA of Pseudopodoces humilis (Tibetan ground-tit), 1989 nucleotides long. The record is from RefSeq and is a predicted model, not a curated record. Lineage: Eukaryota; Metazoa; Chordata; Aves; Passeriformes; Paridae.
AUGGAGCGGCGGAGCGGGCUCGGGCUGGCGGCUCUGGGCGCGCUGGGCCGGCGGCUGCUCUGGGCGCUCCCCGCUUACGCCGCGGGGCUGCUGGGGCUGGGCGCGGGCGCCGUGGUGCUCGCGCUCGCGCUCUACGCGGGCUGGCGGCGGCGGCGGCGCGCCCGGGAGCGCGGGAUGCGCGCGGCCGAGCGGCUGCACCGAGACGAGGAGGCGGCCGUGCGCGCCGCCGCCGCCGGGCUGGGCGCGGCCCGCGGGGAGCUGCCGGCCUGGGUCAGCUUCCCGGAUGUGGAGCGGGCGGAAUGGCUCAACAAGCUCCACGGGAUGCUCCGGAUCAUUCUGGAACCUCUCCUGGGGGAUGUGCCCAUCGUGGGGGCUCUCAGCAUGUUCUUCAUCCGCCGCCCGACCCUGGACAUCAACUGGACAGGAAUGACCAACCUGCUGGACAUCCCCGGCCUCAGCUCCAUGUCGGACACGAUGAUCAUGGACACCAUCUCCUCCUACCUGGUGCUCCCCAAUCGCCUCCUGGUGCCGCUGGUCCCCGACCUGCCCGAGGCCGCGCAGCUCCGCUCGCCCCUCCCCAGGGGCGUGCUGCGCGUUCACCUGCUCGGUGCGCGCUCCCUGCGCUGCAAGGAUCGGUUCCUGGGGGGGCUCCUGGAGGGGCGCUCGGACCCCUACGCGCUGCUCCGGGUGGGGACACAGGCGGCGACAAGCGGCGUCAUCCCCGGCUGCCUCUGCCCCCGCUGGAACGAGGUGCACGAGCGCGUGCUGCGGCUGGAGCUGCUCGAGGCCGAGGCUCUGGUGGCCAAGGACCAGCGGCUCGGGGGGCUCGGCCGGGGCCGCUCCGACCCCUACGCCAAAAUCCGCGCGGGCGGGAGCGGCUUCCGCAGCCGCGUGAUCCGGGAGGAGCUGAACCCGCGCUGGAACGAGACCUACGAGGCGAUCGUGGACGACAUCCCGGGACAGGACGUGGAAUUCGAGCUCUUCGACAAAGACAUCGACAAGGACGAUUUCCUGGGGAGGUGCAAUUUGGGGGGUCCGGGGGGGAUUUUUGGGGUCGUGCACACCAACAGCCUCCUGCAGCCCGCGCACGGCCCGGAGCUCUCGGCCGCGCUGCUCUCCGUCUUCCUGGACCGAGCCGCCGACCUGCCGCUCCGGAAGGGCUCCAAGCCCCCCGCUGCCUUCGCCAGCCUCGCCGUGCGCGACGUCUCCUUCAAGACCAAGACCUGCGCCCCCUCCACCGAGCCCGUGUGGGAUGAAGGCUUCUCCUUCCUCAUCAAGCGGCCGCACGUGGAGUCUCUGGAGCUGCAGGUGAAGGACGAGGGUGGGCAAGCUCUGGGCAGUCUCAGCUUGCCCCUGGCGGAGCUGCUGGCCCGGGAGGGGCUGGCCAUGGACGGCUGGGUCCCGCUGGCCGGGGGCGGCCCCGGCGCUCAGCUCCUGCUGCGGGCGCAGCUCGGGGUGCUGGUGUCGCAGCGGGUGGAGGCGAGCGCUGCCAGCAGAGCCCCCGAGGGGGGGGACACGGAGCCGCGACAGGAGGAGGAGGAGGAGGAGGAGGGUGAAGAUGAGGAGCGCGGGGUGGGGGGGCUGCGCCAGCGCCUGCCCCCGGCGGACAGCCGCCCCGAGCCCCCGGAGGGUCCCCGGCUGCAGCUCUCGCUCUGGUACCACCAGGAGCAGCGCAAGCUCGUGGCCAUCGUGCACUCCUGCAGGGAGCUGCGGGCGGCGGGCAAGGAGCUGCCGGACCCCUACGUGUCCCUGGUGCUGCUCCCCGACCGCAGCCGCGGCACCAAGAGGAAAACGGGCGUGCAGAGGAGGAGCCUGAACCCCGACUUCAACGAGAGGUUCGAGUGGGAGCUGUCCCCGGAGGAGGCGGCGCGGCGCAGGCUGGAGGCCACGGUCAAAACCACGCUGUCCUUCGUGACCCGCGAGAAGGAGGCGCUGGGCAAGGUCCGGGGGGGUCCUGAGGAGGGUCUGGGGGGUCUGGGGGGGUCCUGA